AUGGCACCCGCUGCACCACCUCUGCCCACAAGGUUCCCAUGUUGGUGUAGAGCUGUAUACUCCUGGGGAGGAGAGUCGAAACGAGAUCUGGGAUUCAUCGAGGGAGAUCUGAUAGAAUGUUUGAAUGCUGGUGAUGGUUCGUGGUGGGUAGGCAGACUAUACCGAGAUCGACGGACCGUGGGAUCAUUCCCUUCCAACUUUGUCGAGCUUCUCCCUUCUCAAUUCCGUCCAACAACCAAAUCUGUUCCGGCUCCUGUACCAAACGCACCGCCAAGUACUGCACCGACAAAAUCCAGGACGUUUCGAAAGCCAUUCGAAGCAUACGCCAAGGCUCCUCACUACACCAGUGCGAAACAACCCGAGAUCUUCAAAGAGACCCCGAAACCCAAGGAACGACAAAACUCUGGCGCUUCAUUCGCUCCUAGUACUCAUGAAACGGAACGAGGCCCAUCGCCUGCACCUCCUCAGUCAUAUAACCAACGAGGACCUUCACCUGCACCACCUCAAGCGCACGAUUUCCGGGCUCCUUCGCCAGCACCUUCACCGGCGCCUUCUCACCACUAUGGCUCACGGGCUCCAUCUCCAGCUCCCAUGCACAAUUACCACUCGAGGGCUCCUUCACCUGCGCCCAUGCAAAGUUACCACCAUUCAAGAGCUUCAUCGCCAGCUCCUCCUCAUGCUUACGAUGCAAGGGGGCCUUCUCCUGCUCCUCCGAUGCACCAAAGCUAUGGCUAUUCUUCAAGAGGUCCAUCUCCUGCGCCAUCUUUCCAUCGUCAAAUAGUCCCUUAUCGAGGAGGACAGGAUAGAGGUAACUCACCGCCUCCCCCACCACCACCUCCUCACCGGCAAAUGACGAGAGGAGGAUCCAACGACCUGCAUAGGAGAUCUAUUGAUAUCUCUCGUCAUGGAUCCAAUGCCUCUUUCCAACCCUUCUCACCCUCGAGGCAAAAUUCAAAUAAUUCCUACCGGCCGCCACAGCCACCACAACCAACAAUUAGACAUGGCUCUCGAGGAUCUUUCGAUGAUAGGUCAUAUAUGCCAUAUACCCCUGGCAGGAACUCCCCCGUUCCGCCAUCACCCGCCGGAGGUAUGACCCCUUCUCCAUUGAGAGAGGCCAUGGAUGGGGUCAUGGAGCAAUUGGACGUACUAGGCGGUGGCCUUGGAAGACCUGGCCAAGCUCCUUCACCUGAGCCACCUGCCGAUCCUUGGUCUCCGGAAUCCUUUGAUAUGCUGUCUCAUCGUUCAACUAGAAGGGACCAGGAGCGGAGCAGGCCUAAAACCUCGAUGGGAAUCGCGCAAGAUGAGGGGUAUGAAACAUAUAGCGGUGAAUCGUCUCAAGAGGUGUCUUAUCAGAGUAGAGGCAGAGAAGACAAGCUUAGCAGUUAUGUUGAUCGCAUGGAAAAGCGUUUUCAGCAAAUGCAUCGUCAGAAUUCAAGGACUAGCGAGCCUGAUGACGACCAGCCACCUCCUCCGCCCCCUAAGAAUGUGCCAUACGAGCGGCCAAAAUCGUCCAUGGGCCGGUCCAUUGAGCCUGAACGAAAGCUGAGAGCUCGCAAGUCGGCAUAUGAGAUCGGAAGAGGAGUUGCCCGCACAUUAACAACAAAAACCAACUCGACCAAUUCAUCAUCGGGCAAUCAGAGCAACACCAGCUCUUCAACACAGAGCACUUCAAGGACCUUGUGGAGCGGGACAUCAGCCGGCGCUUUCAGUACUACUAGUGCGGGAAGCCUCGCGCGCUCAGGCAAGCGUCAACGUGCACAAAGCGCUUUGGGAGCACGAGACUUGGAGAUUGAUAGACCGGACUCUCCUUUCACAGGAGUCACCUAUCACAGCAGCCAUGCAAGUGACUCUCCAGCGCAACAGCGUCCCCAGACCCAAGUCGGCUUCCACGAUGAUCCUUCUCUGGAAUUGGGAGGCUUAGUGCAACCGAAACCGCCCAAGAGGAACAUCUUCCGCAAGAUAUUUGAUACUGCUAAAACAGGUGUUGCGAGCAGCCGUGGCGGUCUUGUUGCUGGUGGUCUUGGCAUGGACUCGCCAAAAUCACCCUUUGCUCGUUCAAUGCCAGCUGGAGCUUCGCCUAUGCCAGGUAUGGGUAGCACGCCUAUCAACAGAGACGUUGCGACAGAAAUGGGCUUGAGUGGCGGUGUUGAUUGGGUUCAGGUCCGACGUGAUGUGAAUCGUUCCAAUUCGCUCAGUACAAUAGAGUUGACUGAGCGCCGCGAGCGAUGUCAGAUGAUGGAUCACCCUGCCCUUAACCCUGUCGACGAGCUCUAUGAGGGCGUUGAAGGAGAUGAGGGGGCUGACGGAGAGCCAGUCCAGGAACCCACAAACUACCAAGCGAUCAACUUGUCUCAAGUCGAUAAGAACUCCCGGUUCAUCAGCGGUCUUCCUCCUGCCAUAACAGCUAUCCAACUUGCCACUACAUACGUAUGCCGACCCUACAGGAGCGAGGUCCAGCGGCUGCGAGCUAUCUUUACGUGGGUCUCCGAGAAGAUCUGCUGGGAAGAGGACUUUGAGGGUGAAAUCGACACAACACGGGUGAUCCAGGCGAAAAGAGCGUGCGCUGAGGAGUAUGCUGUCCUAGUGAUGGAGAUGUGUUCUGCUAUCGGUAUCCACUGUGAGAUCGUUCGAGGCUACCUCAAGUCUCCAGGGGAAGUUUCCGAAAUCAACAUCAUGCCCCGACCCAACCAUUGGUGGAAUGCCGUUGUCGUUGACAAUGAGUGGCGCAUGAUUGACUGCUGUCUUGCCAGCCCCUCGUAUCCUCGGCGAGGUUUAUACUCCAAUGCCAAUAACACAGCCGAUCCGUGGUGGUUCUUGACCAGGCCACUGGAGAUUUGCUGGACACAUAUCCCAGAGCAUCACAGUCAGCAGCACAUCGUACCACCUGUGGCACACGAAACACUGCUCAAUCUGCCAUGCGCUUGUGCGCCCUUCUUCCGCAAUGGUUUCGAGAUGGUGGACUACAAUACUGCAUUAACUCGAAUCGAAGAUCUGGAAAUGGUUCAUAUCAAAUUUAGUGUUCCAUGUGACGUGGAGAUUGCCGCCGAGGUCGAAGUUCGAGGUUAUUCGAGAGAUUCAGAUGGAGAUGUGUUUGAAAGCGGCGAAAUUGUCAAGAAGAGGGCACUUGCGCAAGCUGAAUGGUUCAAUGGCAUCAAACGAUACACUGUCAAAGCACUACUGCCUGGAGAUGAAGGACAGGGUACCUUGAAGAUCUAUGCUGGCAAGCGAGGCCUUAUGCACAGCAUCAAGGAUAUUCCACAUCCCCUCGCCUUUGCAUUGCCUAUCGUCCACACAGGUGAAAACCCACCUUAUGAGUUUGUCACAAGGCAUCCCACUCCUCACGCACAGCGGCAUGAUAUCUAUGUGGUUCAGCCGCAGUGCCAAAGGCUUGCACUUAACAAUACUUUUGUCUUUGCCAUCAGACAGCACCCAAGUUCGCUGGGUGGAUCGGCACUUACACCGUCAUCUAAUCCAGGCGGCACCAGCCCCAUACCGUUCGCCCGCCCCAGUUCAGCGUUGAGCAUGAAUGCGUCUAGUGUUAGCGGCUCGACCCCAAGCUCUGCUACGGGCACUGUGGCUGGGAAGAAGCCUGCCAAGUUGGCGAUCCAGACUCCAGGGGGCAAGAUCCUCCGUCUUAUGAGGAAGGAGGAUCGUAAGGGUAUUCACGUUGGAGGCCGAAGUCUCUCAGGUAGCGAAACUGCUAGUGAUGGUGGAACCUGGGAGACAAUAAUCAAAUGUUCAGAGAAGGGCGUAUGGCGAGGCCUUGUACUCGCAGAUCGCACGGCUCGAUGGUGUGUCUUUGCUGAAUGGGUUUGCAUGGGUUGA
Fusarium tjaetaba is the source of this 3825-nucleotide messenger RNA. RefSeq names its product SH3-domain protein. The coding region runs from base 1 to 3825 and encodes 1274 amino acids. NCBI's taxonomy places the organism in Eukaryota, Fungi, Ascomycota, Sordariomycetes, Hypocreales, Nectriaceae. The transcript is spliced from 2 exons. Gene Ontology annotation, molecular function: protein binding. The record is from RefSeq and is a predicted model, not a curated record.